This is a messenger RNA of Rhagoletis pomonella (apple maggot), 3042 nucleotides long. It is a transcript of the gene Trp1, whose product is annotated as translocation protein SEC62. The transcript is spliced from 5 exons. Gene Ontology annotation, cellular component: endoplasmic reticulum membrane; endoplasmic reticulum. Gene Ontology annotation, biological process: post-translational protein targeting to membrane, translocation. Lineage: Eukaryota; Metazoa; Arthropoda; Insecta; Diptera; Tephritidae. The record is from RefSeq and is a predicted model, not a curated record. Bases 234 to 1538 code for a protein of 434 amino acids.
UCUGACCAGUUGUUCGCUUCUAGUCAAGUUUUCAUAUGAAUCAGUAUAUUGCUAGAGUUGGUGAGCGAUUCAACGCCGUGACGCAGAAAAAAGUUACGCUUUACGACGUGGUUUGUUUGAAAAAAUCUUUAAAAUAAAUCAAGUAGAUACAAGCAAUAAGAAUAAACGUCCCUAUUGCGAAUAACAUACAUAUCUAUAAAGAACAUUAUUCGUAAAAUAAUUUGUUCACAUAAAUGGAGGAAGAAAUACACAGUUGCGAAGAGGAGCAAAUGGUGGAGGACGAUGGUCAUGAGUACACAGGCCCUGGCGAACAGGAGGUAGAAAAGCCGACCAAAGACGAAUACAAGGUCGCCAAAUGGAUGAAAAAGAACGUAAAAACAAAGAAAACCAAAUUUCUCAGCCACAAUGUGGAGUAUUUCUCCUCGAAUAAGGCCAUUGAUGCAUUGAUGAAGUCAAAGUUCGCCACCGGCGAUGAUGCACUUUUCACCACACGUGAACAGGCCAUUGAAUUUUUGGAUGCCAUGUUGGAGCAUAAAUUUUUCCAUCGCGCCAAAAAAGUGCCUGUCUCCCUGGAUGAAAUGCGUGGUGCUGGCAGCGCUGCCGGUAGCAAAACAACGAAAAACAAAGCUGAUGAAAAAGAGCAUAAGAACAUUGGUAAAAAAGAAAAGGAAGAGAAGAAAGAUACUGAAGCUGAGGGUGAAGCAAGCGGUGGCAAUGGCGCUGGUGAUGGCAAUAACAGCGCCGGUGCUGGCAACGGCGGCGAGAAGAAGGAGAAACGCAAGCGUAAGAUCCGGCUGGAUAUGCAUCAUGAACAGGUAUUUGUGGACGGCUCUGAGGCAUAUGUUUGGAUUUUCGACCCCAUCCCAUUACACUAUUGGAUCUAUGGCCUGAUAUUGCUAUUGGGCGCUAUUGUGAUUUGCCUGUUCCCGCUAUGGCCACCGCUAUUGCGCAAAGGAGUCUACUACCUUUCAGUAGCGGCCGCUGGAUUCCUUGUAGUUAUUUUAGCGCUGACGGUGAUACGCCUCAUCAUCUUCACAAUUGUUUGGGCUUUGACUUAUGGAAAAGUGCAUUUCUGGCUGCUGCCGAAUUUGACCGAGGAUGUGGGAUUCUUUGCCUCAUUUUGGCCACUCUACGAGACUAAAUAUGUGACCGAAGAUGAAAAAUCGAAAAGCGCCGAAAAGCGUUCCAAAUCGAAGUCUAAGAAGAAGGACAAGGACAGCGAUGCAGAGGAUGACACUGCCCCCGAAGCGAUACCACUGGAACCGGAAAAGAUUGAAGAGGUGAAGGAGCACGAUGCUGAGAUCGAAUUGCGGCGUCGCAAUGUCGCACAAUCGGCGGCUAGUGCCAACUCAGUAGCCGCUGAAAAUGAGUCGCAGAGCAGUGUCGGCAGUGGCGGUGACAAUAGCGAAGUGGCCGCAGUGUCGGACGCUAAAGGCUCACACACUCCAUCAGAAUCUGAAUCGGAAAUCUCUGGCAAAGAUCAAUUCGAGAUCAUUAGUUCGAGUGAAGUGCAAAAUACAAAAAAUAUACACUAUUAAGCUGAUAAACAAAAUAUUGAAUGAGUUCUUUUGUUUAGUUUGGCCACAAAUGCAGGCACCGAAAUAGGAGAAAUAUAUCUACAUGCAUACAUAUUAUGUUAACGAAAAAUAAGUGCAUACAUAUAAAGUAAGUAAAUGAAAAUAUCCGAAGCAAAAUAUCGUUAAAAUUUAGAAAAUAAAAAAUUAGGUGAAUGCAAACUAAAAUUGGAACGAAAUAGCUAUUCUGUUGCAAAAUGAAAAUAAAAUGCGCAAUCGAAUUGAAAAUGCUAAACAAAUAUAUAAUUUACUGCAAUUCUAGUUUUUGAAUACAUUGCAAAUAUUUUGUUAACAAAUAAAAUAACAAGAGCAGCAAAAGAAAAAGAACUUAGCUUUCAAUAGCAAAAUGGAGCUUAUGCAUUUUGAGCGCUUUGGGGUAGUAGUUUUAAACACAGCUAUUGUAUCUGCAAUAUUAACGACUGUAGUAGCACUGCAUAAUUUCGUGUAGGGAGUUUUUGAAAUUUAUUUGUUUUACUAUUUAAGCAAAUUUGUUGCAUUUGAAAAUUUUACAAAUAUACAUUUUAAGGUAAUUCACAACAAAUGCUGCAUAAUUAUUUGCAUUAACGAAAAAUAAAACGAAUGCAGAAAUUCUCAUAAGAAUUUGAAAUAAUCAAACAUCAUUUAACUAAGUAAAUUGGUCGUAGCUUAGAGUGGUUGCAUGUUGCAAUAAAAAAAAAAAAAAUAACAAUAAUAAAAUAAUUGCUUACAAUUGUGGGCAAAGCAAUUUUAACAAAAUGUAAUGUAAAAAAGUUAAGAAUUUUAAGUGAAGCUGCUAAAGUUUUUUAUUAACAAACUUUCAUGCAUAGUGAUAAUACUAUAGUUUUCAAAGUUGGUCUUCUGUACGUGCAAAAUGUGGCCAAUACAUAUGAGAUUUGCUGUGUUUUUUUUUUUUUUUUAUUUAAGUUUAAAAAAGAAGAUUCCAUGUUACAAUUUAAGCAUAAAGCUUUUUCUGGACUGUUACGUACAUAUGUAUGUAUGUUACUAACAUACUCUUAUUUGCUUAUCUAAGUUUUUGAAAUUUACAUUUAUAUGUGUAUCAAAAUUAAAAAAAGAAAAAAAUUUGGAAUAAAAAUAUUUAAAGAAAACAUAAUUUCUUUUGCAUAACAAUUACUAAUAUAGAAAUCAAAAAUGUAUACAUACAUAUAAAACUAGUAUAUAUGUACAUAUGUACAUCUACAUACAUAUAUUAGUAUAUAUAAGGUAUACAUCAAUUAUGUAUAAAAAGAAAUACAAGAAUUGUGUUACAACUUAAUUCGUAGUGUAAAACAUUGAAUUAUUUUAAAUUUAAUAGCUUAAAUACAAAAAAAAAUUUGAGCGCUAACAAAAAUCUUUUUUAUUUUUUUUUUUGAUUUUCAAAAAAACAAAACCAAAAAACGAAUAUCAGUGUGCGUAAGAGGUGCAAGAGAGGGCACGAAACUUAUGAUUCAUAAAUAAAUAAAAUUACAUUAUUGUAAAACAAUGUUCUGCA